Messenger RNA from Myotis daubentonii (Daubenton's bat), 1542 nucleotides. Its product is annotated as putative selection and upkeep of intraepithelial T-cells protein 1 homolog. Gene Ontology annotation, molecular function: signaling receptor binding. Lineage: Eukaryota; Metazoa; Chordata; Mammalia; Chiroptera; Vespertilionidae. The transcript has 9 exons. The record is from RefSeq and is a predicted model, not a curated record. Gene Ontology annotation, biological process: T cell receptor signaling pathway; regulation of cytokine production. Bases 88 to 1527 code for a protein of 479 amino acids. Gene Ontology annotation, cellular component: external side of plasma membrane.
UUUAUUCAUCACAAAUUAUAUAGAAUACAAAAAUCAGAUUGGGUGUUGCUUCCUUUCAGAGCAAGGCAAGUCUUGUUAGUACUUGUGAUGUUGGUACAGCGAUGCCAGCUGCAAUCACUAAAGCUGAACAAAGACUCCUACCCGCAGACUGGAACAGCCAGUCUCCCUGGAAUUUCCCUUGGAAAGGAACAUAAGGACAGCACUGCAGCAUCAGGUGCCCAGAGGUGGAGGGCAGCAGUGAGAAGGAGCUUUGUUAAGUACUCUGCCUGGUUCUGGCACUGUCGUUCUCUAGGGACAAUGGAGAGCUGCGUCAGGAUCUCCGGUGUAAUGGGAACUACAGGACCAUCUCUCACCAGAUACUUUGUUCCCAUGCUCCUCCUUCAGAUGGCAGCACCAAGUUCAGAACAGUUUACAGUGACUGGCUUACGGGGGCCAAUCUUGGCUCCAUGGGGUGGAAUAGUUGAGCUCACCUGCCAGCUGUCCCCACCACAAAAUGCAGAACACAUGGAGAUACGCUGGUUCCGGGAUCGCUAUACACAACCUGUUCACCUAUACAACAAUGGCAAAGACCUGCAUGUAGAAACUAUCUCCAGGUAUGUGGAGCGGACAGAGCUCCUGAAAGAAGCUAUCAGAGAGGGUAAAGUGACCCUCAGGAUCCUCAAUGUCAGUGUUGAUGACGAUGGGCAGUACCACUGCUUCUUCAGAGAUGGUGCUUUCGAUGAAGAAGCCAUCACAGAAGUGAAGGUCACAGCUACAAGCUUAGGAAUACAGAUUCUUGUGCAUCCUCCUAACAGCAAAGGUCUUUUGGUGGAGUGCAACACAGGAGGCUGGUUCCCACAGCCUGCAAUGGAAUGGAGAGACAGCAGAGGAGAGAUCAUUCCGCCUACAUCCAUAUCCCAUUCACAGGACACAGACAAAUUGUUCAGCAUGAAGAUGACCCUUCUCCUGAAACAGAGCUUCCACAGGAAUGUCACUUGCUGCCUUCGAAACCCCGUAACGGGUCAAGAGGAAAGGACAAGCAUUGUCCUGUCAGAUAAAUUGUUUCCGUGGAACUUUAUUUGGAGACUGAUUCUAGGCAUAAUUCUGGCUCUGCUGGUGAUAUUUAUCAUGGUGCCCAGUGUUGAUCUACAUUACAGAUUAAAAAAACUACAGCAGAAUGGAUCCAGGGCACAGUCUUCUGGAUGUUCCAGAAUCUGUACCAAAGACUGUCUUCCCAAUGGAUGCACAGAUUGCAUCCGCAAAAUGAGAAACCCUAUAGUAGUGGGCAUCAUAAUAAUGGUGCUUUCAAUAGGUGUAAUCGCCUCACUCAUUUCUUAUUUGCAUCACAAAAGAAGAGUUCCUGCUUCAGAUCCACAUUUCCAAUUGGAUACUAUGUGGUUGGAAGAUAUCACGGUGAUCCUGUGUGUUCUGACUGUCUUCAUCACCAUGAUCAUUUCCUUUAUUUACUUUAGAUUCAGAGUGAAAUCUACAAUCGUAAGAAGCUCCAUUUACAAAGGUAGGCAAGGCUAUGCAAAUAUAUAUUUUUGAUUACCAGCAGAUUCC